Messenger RNA from Alternaria atra, 2670 nucleotides. RefSeq lists its product as uncharacterized. Gene Ontology annotation, biological process: protein deubiquitination. The transcript has 2 exons. Gene Ontology annotation, cellular component: cytosol; nucleus. The record is from RefSeq and is a predicted model, not a curated record. Bases 1 to 2670 code for a protein of 889 amino acids. Gene Ontology annotation, molecular function: cysteine-type deubiquitinase activity; cysteine-type endopeptidase activity. Lineage: Eukaryota; Fungi; Ascomycota; Dothideomycetes; Pleosporales; Pleosporaceae.
AUGCCCGGCCCUUAUAUGCCUGGUAGAAGGCAAGAGCAGCAGUACUACCACCACCAUAUCCCGCCCCAGACACACUCGCCCGUCCAUCACAACCCCUAUGCCGCCCCUUACCACCACCUCCAGCAGUAUGGCCCUCCCCACGGCUAUCCCCAACACAUGCAGCCUAUGCAGCAGCAAUGGUACCCGUAUCAGCAACCACCGCCGCCCCCGCCGCAGUACGCCAUGCCUCCGCGUCAGUUUCAGCCUCAACCUCAUGCGUCGCCCGUGGUAGUUACUUCGCACCUGCACAUGGCACCCCCAGUCAAUCGCGCCAUGGGUCAAACGCCGCCUAUUGUCCAUUCGCGCACUCCGCCUGCUCCUCGUAUGCCCACUCCCCAAUCGGCGCCGUCCACAGCUUCACUCCAGUCACAUGCUCAAAUGACCUCUUCGACCCCGCAGACAAGCACCACUGUCGACAGCUCUCCCCCGGUUGCUGAGUCAAAGUCUACUCAAGCAGCUCCGACCACCCCACAAUCCAUCGCAUUCAAGCCCUUCUAUCCGCCUCUUCCCUGGCUAUCCGUCCCUGACUCGGACUUCCCUGCGCGCGCUGCGCGAGGGCGGAGAAGGCGAAGAGCUCCGGUGUCUACCGAAGAGCAGGCUUUGGCACUCCCCUCACGCGAGCAGGCUGUGGACGAGCAUGACACGAAGGAAUCUGGGCAUGACACUGAGGGUGAUUUGACUCCAACUGAAGAACCAGAAGAGUCGCAGGCUUCGACCAUUGCGGGACCCUCUGACGCUGAAGUCGAUACCCCGUCUACCUCACAUCCGCCUUCGGAAGCCGAUUUGGCGCAAUCUACCACACCGUCUACCACAACACCAUCCGCUAUGCAAUCGCCUGCGCAGCCCUCAGCUGCUGUCAAGAAACACGCCCGCAACACCACGAUUCCUGCCGUACCCCGCAUUCCUGUCAAAUCCGCAAAAGCACCAAGUGCGGCUUCUACUACACAACAGUCGGUCAAGUCGCCUGCCGCGACUCACAAGGAGUCGAUCCAGGCUGAAGACGCAGUUGUAACGACACCAGACACGGGCGCAAAUGCUGAAGAAACACCAAAGGCAUCUCCGCCUAAGCCGGCAGCACCGAAGUCAUGGGCAGAGUUGCUUAGAGCGAAGAAUGCUCCCGCCGCGGCACAGCCAGCCCCUGUACCCAACGGCGCUGUUGCUGCUCCCAACGGUCCAGUAGUGCCAAAGAACACCACACUCGCCGAUAUUCUGGCAUCUUUCUCAGUCGAUUCAGGGAAAAAGGUUUCCUUUAUCGAGCCUCGUGGUCUAGUAAACACGGGCAACCUCUGUUAUAUGAAUUCUAUUCUCCAAGUACUUCUAUUUUGCGUUCCUUUCUACGACUUCCUCGAUCAGGUUGCGAAGCGCGCUGCCCAUAGCUUCAAAUCUGAGACACCUCUCGUUGACGCCAUGAUCAUGUUUCUACGCGAUUUUCGACUUAUCGACUCUGCGGAUAACGUCGAUCAACUCCGACUCCGGUUGAAGGGUAACGAGCUGGAGCAGUACGGAGACCCACUUACGCCCGAGUACGUUUACGACGUCAUUAAGCGUCUGCCUCGCUUCGAUAACAUGAAGAGGGGUCAACAAGAAGAUGCCGAGGAGUUCCUAGGGUUCUUGCUUGCUGGACUGCACGACGAGUGCGUGCACAUCAUCAAGAGUGGGAGGCAAAGCCAGUCCGCAGACACCGUCACAUCCCCCAAGACUGAGCGCUCAGGGUCCAUUGAUGGUGGCUGGGAAGAAGUCGGACACAAGCAGAAAACCGCUAUCACACAGAACUCUGGUGCCAUUGACAUCGAGAGCCCUAUCACGAAGAUCUUUGGUGGUAAGCUGCGGUCAGAAUAUAAGAGGCCGGGCGAGAAGGCUUCCGUCACGCUAGAACCGUACCAACCGCUUCAACUUGAUAUUGGCGAGCCCAACAUCAAUAAUAUCUCUGAUGCUCUAAAGAAUCUGACACGUCUGGAGACAUUGGACGGUGCGGCUCGGGGGGCCAAGGCCUCUACGAAGCAAGUACACAUCGAGACCCUCCCCCCAGUCUUGAUACUCCAUCUGAAGCGCUUCCACUACGACGAAAAGGGACCUCAAAAGAUUUGGAAGAAGAUUGGGUACCCCUUGGAGCUAGAGCUUCCCAAGGAGGUUUUCCCGCCACACAAACGAGGCAGCUACCAGGCUCAGGGAGGCUUCCCGCGCUACAGGCUCACUGGCGUUGUGUACCACCAUGGUAAGAACGCGAGUGGUGGCCACUACACCGUGGACCUUCGACGACAAGAGGGCAAGGAAUGGAUCCGUAUGGAUGACACCAUUAUUCGUCGUAUCCGCGCAGCAGAAGUCGCAGAAGGCGGCGCCGAAGAGGAUCCCAAGGUCCUAGCUGCCGCUCUCGAGCAGCACAAGAAUGAUGCUGGGAAGAGCAAAAACUUCUUCGCCCAGAUUGACAUGGAAGAGGAGGAAACUGACAAGGGAGGUUGGAACCAGGUCAACGGGACGGAGAAGCAAAAGGACGGCAUCAAGAAGUGGACCGGCGUCGUCAACGGUGCGGCGACCCCUAACUCGGGGGGUAGGAGGACACCACUGCCCAAGGAGAACGUGCGCGACAAUAAGGUGGCGUACAUCUUGUUCUACCAGCGUAUGGAGACUUGA